Messenger RNA from Seminavis robusta, 2042 nucleotides. Lineage: Eukaryota; Bacillariophyta; Bacillariophyceae; Naviculales; Naviculaceae. The record is from the annotation of a GenBank genome assembly.
GUCAUCUUUUGGUGGCUGAGUUACUUCAACAAGAAGACCACCCCAUCGAAAGAUCUGCAAAGAAGAUUUUGCUCUCUUCCUUCUUAGCCAUUUACUUGCCAAGGGGAUUGAUUGUAUGGAAGGAAUCGGAUAAUCAAUAGCGACGAGAAACCAUGACGGACAACAACAACAAUAAUAACAACAAGGCCAACAACCAGAACAACCAAAGGAACCAUGAGAUGACAACUCCACCACAAUGGGAAUCUCUGUUUGCGGAACUCCCCGACGAAUCCGUGUCGACGAUUGCCCGCACGUACGCGACGCGAUUGCAUCAAUUGCGGCUUCAUCGCGACCAUCAUCGGCAGACACAGUCUCGAUUAGAGGCGGGCAUCGUUCCGGCAUCGUGUGUGUUUUCCUUUGAAUUGGGUGCCAGUCGGGCCUUGAAGGAUCAACCCGCUUAUCUGUCGUUAAAGACAAAAGUGGAAGAGACAUUGACGACGUGUCAACAAUCGUUAAUGACAAGUAUUGUGGAAUUGCAAACGUUGGAAGUACAGGUCCGAGAAAAAGAAAUCAACGAAGCAUUCUGUCAAGGCAUGAGCAAAAUUGCCGUCGCAUUGAUCAAUCAUUAUCGGGAUCAUCCAACUGACACGAGUGUGACGAUUCACAAGUCGAUGCAAUCGGUCCGAUUGGCCGAUCGAUUGGUCGAACUCUUGUUGGAACAGCCACAUGGCACAGAGUUACUCGAAUUUGGAUGCUUUUCUGCGACAGGAGAUAACUUCUUGUCGCAAUACUACGUGCAAAAUGGACGUCCUGUUCCCACGCAUUCCCGACAACAGAAUCGCAAUCAAAAGAGUUCUCCCUACAAUCCACAUCACACCAAGUUUUUGACCGGUAUGCUGGACGAAUAUCAAAAGAUUAUCGACGUUUGCUUUCAUGCCUCGUGGAAGGAACAUGCUGUUGGCAAAAAUACUACGGAAAAGAAACAAGCCACACCCUCCAAACAGGCGAAAGAAACCCCCACUACGACAGCUACCGGUACCAGUACUACGACGCAAGACGCCUUGAAGGAAAUGGUGCACAUGGCAGUCGCACAAGAAACACAAGCUUUGAGAGAUACCAUUCGCAAUUUGGAACAGCAAAUUACACAGCAACAACCAUCGACUCCCACUGCUGACAAAAAAGAAGAGGCUCCUAAUCAAGAAGAGCAAGUUGGUGGCAACACAAAUGCGAAAAAGGCCGGCCGGAAAAAUCGCAAUGCCAACAAAAAGACAAAACAGGAAAGCAGCAACGAGAAUGAAGAAGAAACAGCCGCCAACGAAACAACUAACGUUGCCUCCGACCAAUCCGCCGCCAAGAAGGCAGAUGCCACGGAUGAUGAACAAGGCGAUGCUGAUGAACAACCCGAGGCAAAUAAUGGCGGGGCCGGCAAGGGUCGCAACAAUCGACGAAGGAACAGGAACAAAAAUGCCAAGAACAACCAAGACAGUGCUGCAUCAGAGGACAAGAAGAAUGAAAUCAAUGGAAACAAUAAUAAUGACAAUGACAAAAACAAAAAGCCUCCUCUAAAGGCUGCCAACAACAACGAACAGGGCAAUAAAAACGGCAACAAGACGAAUGCCAACAACAACAAGAACAGCAAUUCUAAGGAACCUGCCAACAACGAUGCUGCCAACAGCAACAACAAGGAGCAAGGCAAUGCCAACCACAACAACAAAAAUGCCAAGGGGGACAACAAAAAGUCUCCUGCCAAGGCUACAACCAAGGAGGAGAAUGAAAACAACAACAACAACAACAACAACAACAUGCAAAAAACUCCUCCCAAAGGGGCUGGAGACAAGGAACAACACAAUGGUGCCACCACCGAUUCCAAACAGGCGGGGAAGAAGAAGAAUCGAAACAACAAUUACAACAAGAAGAAAAAGAAUGCAGACGCGGUCAACAACACGGCAGCAACAACAGAGUCCUAACAAGGCCGUCAUGAUUGGACGAGAUUUUUUUUUGUCAGCAACAGGGGUGUGUAUGUUCGGCCAGCUAGCUAGCCUAGCUCGUCAAUGGCGUUCCAG